Yarrowia lipolytica CLIB122 is the source of this 384-nucleotide messenger RNA. RefSeq lists its product as uncharacterized. The record is from RefSeq and is a predicted model, not a curated record. NCBI's taxonomy places the organism in Eukaryota, Fungi, Ascomycota, Dipodascomycetes, Dipodascales.
AUGAAUCUGUUUUCCAAGUCCGAGGACGGCUCCAACACGGCUACCAAUGCAUCUCAGCCCGACAACGUGACCGCUGGCGCAGGGUCCGCUCCCUCCACAGCCACCCCCGCCCCCGAGGGAGACGGUACCAACUCUCAGGAAAAGACUGAGCUCGGAAAGCUGACGGCUUUUGUCAAGGAGGACCCCCAGAACACGUACUACAUUGAUGGCGAGCGGGAGGUGGCUCGAAGCAGCGUGUGCAGAAACACCCAGCAGGGCCGAACCUGUCUGCAGCUGCUCAUCUCCUCCAAGGUCAUGUUUCAGCAGAUGCAGAAGAUGAACUUUUACUGUGCUCUUACAGACGAAAUUGGCCGAACAGACAUGGAGUGCAAGUACGUCCCAUAG